Sclerotinia trifoliorum is the source of this 1372-nucleotide messenger RNA. Lineage: Eukaryota; Fungi; Ascomycota; Leotiomycetes; Helotiales; Sclerotiniaceae. The record is from the annotation of a GenBank genome assembly.
AUGUCUACCAAUUCUGCUAGCCGCCUGGCUGCAACAAAAAGGGCUUUCCAUAAUAUAGUCCAGGAACUCUUCCACAAAACUCAAGAGCCCGUAAGACCGAGAAAUUAUAGAGGCGCCACCUUUCAACAAUCGGAGAAAUAUGUACUUCUGCAUGAGGAAGAGCAACACCUUUCAGAUCAUAUAGCAGUUUUGACUCAAGCUAAAGGAGGCCCGCACGAUGUGUCGGUAGCUACGAUUGAAGAAUGUCAUGAACGAUAUCCACCCUCUCUAACCAUACGAAUCGCAUCAAAUCAAACGCCUUCAUUGAAAACUGUGGAUGGACUGCGUAGAUGUCUAGAUAUUGUUGAGGAAAUUGCCCGUGAAGGUUGUUUGGCAUAUAUUCAACACUAUUCGCAUUGCUAACUCAUGUCCGCAUGCAGAAACCGACCAAAAUGAAGAAGAGCAUAGAUCCAAACUUCUUUCGGAAAUCGUGAAGCUAAGCAAUUCUCGUCUGCGAGCUCGCAUCGCUUCACAAAGUAAAGGGCAUGGUAAGGCUCGGCAAUCACUUUGUGAUAGGGCUGAGAAGCUUCGCAGCAUGCUGUUGGUACAAGAGAUGGAUGUUGAUAGUCCGCAAUGGCGAACUUCAGUAUGCGGUCACCUCGCAAAUCUUAUCCAGGAUACCAAAACCUUCGACUCUGGAUCUCAGUGCCACCAACUGGAUAACCUAGUUAAAAUAGUCCUCACUGCUCAUGAAGUGUCGACGACCGGUGGUAGCCCGUCUCUUGAACACCAGUUCUAUACCAAAGGUAUCGAUCCAGACAUUGUUCAUCGCAGUACUGUGCUUCAAAUCGACAAAAUAAGCAGGUAUCUAGACAUUCGCAACGACUUGAUGCAUUACUGUCAAAAACAAAGAUGCCAGGGCUUAUUCCGUAACAUCCAAUUGGAAGUAUGCACUGCUCCCGAGAUCCAACGUGUCCAUGGCGAGAUCCAGCUUAUCUUCUUCUAUGAGCAAUACCCUGCGAGUUUGCCUCCAAGAUGCAUAGGAUCCAGUAAAUCGGCCUGUUUCUUGUGCGAUUUAUUUAUUAGAAAGCAUGGGAUGUACCAUAUUUCACAUUCACAUGGCAGACUAUAUGUAAAUUGGACGAUACCUGAAGGAGACUGGAUGGACGAAGAGAAGAUCUUGAGGUUUGAUGAAAUUUUGAGGGACAUGAAUCGGGAAAUGGUGCAAAUCAAAGAGACAUUUGUGAAACCAAUUGGGUAUGAAGGGAAUGGUGCUGAAAGCAGAGUGCAUCUGUUGACCCUUCCGCCCAACCGUGUCGCAACCUCAAGUGAUGUAAGGGAAAGAGAGGCACCUAAAGAACAAGAAAAUGGUGCUGAAGUCGAAGUUAUUUAG